Molecule: messenger RNA, 1182 nt
Organism: Xenopus tropicalis (tropical clawed frog)
Lineage: Eukaryota; Metazoa; Chordata; Amphibia; Anura; Pipidae
Gene: or16p1
Product: olfactory receptor family 16 subfamily P member 1
Exons: 2
Coding region: 1-1086 (361 amino acids)
Biological process (GO): signal transduction; G protein-coupled receptor signaling pathway; detection of chemical stimulus involved in sensory perception of smell
Cellular component (GO): membrane; plasma membrane
Molecular function (GO): G protein-coupled receptor activity; olfactory receptor activity
Source: RefSeq, a predicted model, not a curated record
AUGACCAGGGUUGGACUGGGCCCAGACCCAAUCCCUGUCAGUGCUCCCCCGGCCACCAGUGACCCUCCCCUGACGCGUUUCACUCAUGCACACUCAGCACUCAAGUGCAGAAGGACCCGCCAACCGGUGCUCCAAGAGGCAGUUCAAGACCAAAAUCAGACAUCGGUGUUAGUAUUUCACUUUCUCGGCUUCGGUGACCUUCCCGGCCUACAAAUGCCACUUUUCUGUGGGUUUCUCUUGGUUUACGUUGCAAUAAUAGCCGGGAAUCUGCUCAUUGUGUUCCUGGUUUCAUUCCAGCAAAGCCUUCACUCCCCUAUGUAUUUAUUUCUCAGCCACCUGUCCUUGUGCGAUGUGUGGUGCACCACAAACAUUAUUCCCAACAUGCUGAACAUUGUACUAUUUGGGGGAGGCACCAUCUCAGCGACCGGCUGCAUCGCUCAGUUUUAUCUCUUCGGCAGUCUAACCACUACAGAGUCAUUUCUGCUUACAGUCAUGUCUUAUGAUAGAUACUUAGCCAUCUGUUAUCCGCUGCAUUACUUCUCAAUAAUGGACCUCAGGCUUCUCCUUUGUUUAACUACAUGGUCGUGGGUGCUUGGUUUUGUGUUAACCUUAAUUCCCAGUGUGCUGGUUGGUUCCCUUCAGUUCUGUGGCCCCAGUGCCAUCAACCACUUCUUCUGUGAUCUCUCCCCAUUACUUGCCCUUUCGUGCUCACCCAGAACCUCCGAAAUUCAAACAGAAAUAAUUUUUUCCUCGAUCCCUGUCAUCCUCUUUCCAUUUAUAUUCAUCAUAGGAACGUAUCUUAAAAUCUUUCUUACAAUCCUCAAUAUUUCUUCCAAAAGGGGGAGACAGAAAACGUUCUCCACGUGCAGCUCACACCUGAUCAUCGUCUGCACAUAUUACGGCACACUUAUUAUUGUUUAUAUGAUUCCGGCUAAGCAGAACUUCUCCAAUGUAAAUAAAAUACUAUCGUUGCUGUACAUUGUGGUAACCCCAUUAUUCAAUCCUAUCAUAUACAGCCUGAGGAAUAGAGAGAUAAAGACUGCACUAUGGAAAAUAAUGUCUUUUACAGCCAAAGGUGAAGUAUAAAAUGCAUACAUUCCAUAUAAUUUCUAUUAAGUCAUUGUCCCUGAAUAUUUGUACUGGCCAGAGCAGGGGCUGGUCCAUGAAGUCAGGGGCAGAACU